UUGUAAAUUACUUACCUUCAUGUAUUUCUUCAUUUACAUAAAACGUUUUCGAAGUUUUACAUUCUUAUAGUUUUAAACUUUAAAUAAAAAACAUGGCCGAGGAACUAAUGAACCGAUUAAUUAAUGCUGUUGAUAAUCUAAGAGAGGGAAGUCAACUCCGAAAUCAAAAUAACAACAAUAACAAUCAAGAGUUAAGAGGUAAUGGACAGACCAUAGAAAAUACAAUGAGGCGCCUCUAUCCAAGCACUGAUUCUGACCGGAGCUAUGUACCUAGUGUUAGAAACUUCGAGCCAUCGACCAACUAUCGACCGAAGAAAGGAAAGAAGAACCUGGGUAAAAAGAGAAAGCAGAUCGAUAAUUCUGCUGAUAAAGGGAAUUCCAACAAAGAAAAACCUGUUUUGCGCGAUGUGAUUCUUUUGCCAUCGCCGAAAAUCGUUGAUGUGCCACGUGGGUUGAAGCGGGAGAAAUUGUAUACGCAAGGAUGUUGUAUUUCUGCUUUUGAAAUCUGCGAUAGCCACUCUGAAAAGGAAAUCAGAAAUAAAAUGAUCACUGCAUUUGGUGAAAAGUUGAAAGGUUUGCCAGAUCCAAAAUUCAAAUUUGUUAGAGCAGUUGGAAACAAAAUAGUUGAUCCCUCGUGUGAAACAUACACCGGAAAAGUCUUAAAAUACUUAAACAAGCAGGGACCAAUAUAUGUUCGUGCUGUGUCAGCAAUUUUUCAAGAGGACUUGAGCAAUCCGUGGAGCGAUGAUGACUCAAGUAUUGCAGACCAAGUGGAGGAUUUGCCAUUGGAAAGUAGUGAUGACGAAGUUCUGCUUGUGCAUGCAUUCCAACAGAGUAAGAAAGAUAACACUAAGGCUAAAGUUCAUGAUAGUGACCAAGGUGAAGCAAGUACCUCUGGUGUCACCGCAAAAAAAAGCAAGUGCCCCACAUGCUACAGAAGUUUCCCUUUAACUGAGAUUGCAGAACAUGCUGACACUUGUGCAGAAUUAGCAGAUGGCUUUUCCUCCAGCAGGCAAACAUAUGGAGAUUUACUAAUGGAAUUUCCAUGUGAUGACAUUAUUGAUGUGGAUGCAGAAACAAGUUGUGUUGCUGAAGAAGUGCCAAAGAAUGAUCAAAUUAAUCUUCAGGAGUGUUUAGAAGCUCUCCAGAAGAAUAUUCAUGAAGCAAGAAGUACCAUAUAUGUUCGUCGCAAACUGCUAUGGGAAGAUUAUGUAGAUGCUAACAAUCACAACAAGUGGUUUAAUCCUCAAAAUUCUCUCAAGGUCAACUUCAUUGGGGAGAAGGCUGUGGAUGGUGGAGGACCGAAACGAGAAUUUUUUUGCGAAACCAUGAAACAAAUGGAAAUUCGCUUGUUCAGUGAUGGAAUUCCAGUUAAAAGCACAAUGGCUCUAACUGAGGGACACUUCAAAGUUGCAGGUCUACUGAUGGCCUCAAGUGUUCUGCAAGGUGGUCCAGCUCCUAACUUUUUAGCCAAUUGGGUGUAUCAGUUUAUUUCAGGUGGCCUUGAUGCAGUGACCAUUCAAGUCAAUGAUGUAAAAAGAGAUUCUCUUAAAGUUGCAGUAGAAAAGAUUGCAAUUGCCACAUCUGAUAGUGAGCUGCAAGAAAUUCUGCUCGGAGAUGAAGUGAUGGCUGAGUUAGAUGGAAUAGGUUAUAGAAGAAUUCCAACCAGAGAAAGUGUUAAGAACAAGGAAAAUCUAAUAAGAUGCAUUUGUGUGAAUGAGGCUGUGGUCCCAAAGAUACCAAUGCUUAACCAAUUAGGAGAAGGUUUGGAACAGUAUGGGCUGUUACAUGAAAUUCGAAAAUACCCAGAAUUAUUCAAACCAAUAUUUACAGCAAAUAGCAGCUUUGAUAUCACAGCUGAUGACCUCAUCCAGCGAUUAGUUGUACAUUUUAGUGAACAACAGCUUUUGAAAUCAAAAGAACAGGACAUAUUCAAAUACUUUACAGAUUUCAUCCAGACUUUGUACUAUGAAGGUAUAUGUGAGGCUCCAGACUUGAAACUGAAGGAUGUGUUGAAAUUUAUUACUGGUUGUGAAUCUAUUCCACCCAUUGGUUUUCCUUGCUCUCUUAAUGUCCAUUUCAGGCAUGAUUGCCCCAGUGGUUGCAAGUGUAGACCAACAGCAUCUACUUGUGCUUUGGUGAUAAUACUACCAAUUCAUUCAUGCUCAUCUCAAGAACUUGGUGACCUUCUUAUCUCUGCCCUGUGCGACUGUUGUGGCUUUGGAAAUCUUUAGAUUCCUGCUGAAUUGCAAUCUAACUUUAUUAACAGCUGGCUUGAAAAUUGUAACAAGAAUAAUAAAAGCAUGACAUUUGGCAAAUUUUUGGGGAGCUGGCAAAAUAGCAUUGUUCUAAAUG
Dendronephthya gigantea is the source of this 2355-nucleotide messenger RNA. RefSeq lists its product as uncharacterized. The record is from RefSeq and is a predicted model, not a curated record. Gene Ontology annotation, molecular function: ubiquitin-protein transferase activity. NCBI's taxonomy places the organism in Eukaryota, Metazoa, Cnidaria, Anthozoa, Malacalcyonacea, Nephtheidae. The coding region runs from base 93 to 2234 and encodes 713 amino acids. The transcript is spliced from 5 exons.